UUUUGCCGCAGUUGCUCCUGUCGCCGCCGUUCCCUCCGCCGACCCGGCUGCUGCCGGUGAGCACCGGUUCCGUCUGCGUUGCCUCAGGGAGGCCGCCCCGGCCCGGCGAGCCGAGCCAAUGCUGGAUCUGGAGGUGGUGCCAGAACGCUCUCUGGGGAACGAGCAAUGGGAAUUCACGCUGGGAAUGCCUCUAGCUCAGGCAGUGGCCAUUCUUCAGAAGCACUGUCGCAUCAUCAAAAAUGUCCAGGUUCUCUACAGUGAGCAGUCUCCUCUAAGCCAUGACCUCAUUCUUAACCUGACUCAGGAUGGGAUCAAACUACUGUUUGAUGCUUUCAAUCAGAGACUUAAGGUGAUUGAAGUAUAUGACUUGACUAAAGUAAAAUUAAAAUACUGUGGAGUGCAUUUUAACUCUCAGGCCAUAGCUCCCACCAUUGAGCAGAUUGACCAGUCUUUCGGCGCAACCCAUCCUGGAGUGUACAACUCCGCUGAGCAGCUCUUCCAUCUCAACUUCAGAGGACUGUCUUUCUCUUUUCAGUUAGACUCAUGGACUGAGGCUCCUAAGUACGAGCCCAAUUUUGCCCAUGGCCUAGCUUCUCUCCAGAUACCCCACGGAGCAACUGUGAAACGAAUGUAUAUCUACAGUGGAAACAGCCUACAGGAUACCAAGGCUCCAGUGAUGCCCCUGAGCUGUUUCCUGGGCAAUGUGUAUGCUGAGAGUGUAGAUGUUCUUCGAGAUGGAACUGGACCCUCAGGUUUACGACUUCGUCUGCUUGCUGCAGGUUGUGGACCUGGCUUAUUAGCAGAUGCCAAGAUGCGGGUAUUUGAACGUUCGGUGUAUUUUGGCGAUUCUUGCCAAGGUGUUCUUAGCAUGCUUGGCUCUCCACACAAGGUCUUCUAUAAAUCAGAAGACAAGAUGAAAAUUCAUUCUCCUUCCCCUCAUAAGCAAGUUCCAUCCAAGUGCAAUGACUACUUUUUUAACUACUUCACUCUUGGGGUGGACAUCCUCUUUGAUGCAAAUACACACAAAGUGAAGAAGUUUGUCCUACAUACCAAUUACCCUGGGCAUUAUAAUUUUAACAUUUAUCACCGCUGUGAGUUCAAGAUCCCACUGGCCAUAAAAAAAGAAAAUGCAGAUCGUCAGUUAGAAACAUGCACGACCUACAGCAAGUGGGACAACAUCCAGGAGCUCCUGGGCCACCCUGUGGAGAAACCCGUUGUCCUACACAGGUCAUCCUCCCCAAACAACACCAAUCCAUUUGGGUCCACGUUCUGCUUUGGGCUUCAGCGGAUGAUCUUUGAGCCUGCCAGCACCAGACGACACGGAGAAGCACAAACUCUGAGCCUUGAUACCUGGACCCAGGAGCUCUUGACUAACGUAAGAGGCAGGGUCCUGUCUCCUCUAUGGCAACCCUGUUCCCCACAUACUGGGGAAACUUGGGGUUCUUUCUGUGGUUGAGGACUCAGUCAUCCAGGACGAGGACAAGGAGUCCUGCCUUUGGCCUCACAUUGCCACAUGACCCUUACAUGUCCAUCUUACUCGGUUGUGACAUUUGCACUACAUCCACUUUAGUUACUGUGGCUAAGGUGGCCCACCUGCCUUUUCCAUUCCUUUCUUGCACGUGCUCCCUGCCAGGCCCAGUAGGUAGAUCCAACUGGUUGAAACACAGCUUUCUACCAUCCAGGUACAUGCCCAGGCCUGGUUUUUACCCCUCUUGGAGCCUUCAGGUUCACCUACCUGUGCCCCCAUUCUGUCCCAACCUGGCUGGGGGCUGCACAUUUCAUCCUGUUUGCCUUUUUUUAAUUUAAUGCCAAAGUUUUAGCCAAAGACAUCUUCCCUUUGUUGUGUUCCAGCAUUCUGCACUGUGGGCUGGCUCCCUGCCCCAUCCCUGGGCCCUGUCCCUUGGCCAGGCCCAUUCAUGGCUCAAGACCUCUGGUGGCUAAAGGAGGACUGGGCUGCUAAGGAGAGUAGCAUAUGUGCUUUAAAAAUAUUAAUCCUUUUGAAAAGAAUUGAGAAGAGAAAUGUAUAAUAUCCCAUUUUUAAUAUUUUGGCCUAGCAACUUGUGAUACAUAGAUGACAAUUUUGUGAGUUUUUCAAAUGUGUGUACAGACUUUUGUAAAUAUGACUCUUUUGUAAUUAACUCAUGUAUAGCCUCAUCAUGUAUAGUUUAAUGAUGAAUGCACAGGGGACCUGCCCCAGGCUCCUGUGUGUGUUUCCCAGGCAAACAGCCAGGCUUGUGUGGUGCUCCCGUGACUCUGUGACUGACUAGUGUCUUCCCAUGUGGACCAGGGCCUGGCCAGAGAACCCCACAUACAUAUCCCAUUGUCAGGGGCAGCUAGGACUGUUCCCCAUCAGCCUUCCUUAUCCCCUGCCCAAUCCCCACCCCCAAUAAAGCACCUAUGCCCUCAGCAACUGCCUAUAUGUGCUGUUGCUGAGAUGUUUGUACUAAAA
This is a messenger RNA of Choloepus didactylus (southern two-toed sloth), 2449 nucleotides long. It is a transcript of the gene PHAF1, whose product is annotated as chromosome 22 C16orf70 homolog. Gene Ontology annotation, biological process: Golgi to plasma membrane protein transport. The record is from RefSeq and is a predicted model, not a curated record. Lineage: Eukaryota; Metazoa; Chordata; Mammalia; Pilosa; Megalonychidae. Gene Ontology annotation, cellular component: dendrite; synaptic vesicle membrane; trans-Golgi network. Bases 119 to 1456 code for a protein of 445 amino acids. The transcript is spliced from 17 exons.